GAUGAGAAAGUUUCCGAUUGAGUCAUACUAUGAUUGAUGUAGAAGUGUAAUCGAGACAUUUAAACGGUAUUCUCGGUGAAUAUUGCCUGUCAGCUGUGCGUAGUGUAUUUACAUCAUUAAUUAAAAGUUUCGUGUUUUACAGCAGAGAAUUGCUUGAAUCCAGAUAAAUUUAAUAACCUUAACCGGUUCCUAGCUGUCGUUAUUCUUGUUAAGCUAGAAUUAUUAUUUUAUUUUUAAAUAUACUGGACGGCACCUGCUAAGUAAGAAAUGGAAGAUCUUGAUGCACUGUUGGCGGAUUUGCAGAGCCAAACACAACUGAACUUGUCUUCCAAUACGUGUCCCACUUCAUCGAGUGGGAAUAGUUAUGCUGCCGUGAUGUCGCACGGUCCUCGUCCUUCGAAACGCUACAGUUACCACAACGGUUACUACAGAACGUUACGAAUAUCGCAAUGGAGCCCCAGAUGACCAGCCGAUCUAUCAAAAUCAGCAUGCCAUUCACAGUGCCAUGAAUGAAAAAUCAAAUUCUAAGCCAGAUUUUGCAAGUAAUUUAUCUGAAUUGGACAGUUUAUUGGAGGAUCUUAAUUCUGCCCGCUAUGCAUAUCACUCUGGCAAAAAAGGUUACCAGUCACCAGGUUAUAAUAUCUACACUAAUGAGACCUCUUCAAAUAAAAUGGCUGCCAAUGGUGUUCCAGAACCUGUGCGACCUACCGUUGACAGCCUUUUGGAUGAACUGCAGAGUGGAUUGCCAGAAUCUCCAAAGCAUUCUAAUGUUAAGUAUAAACAGACUGUUCAAGCUCCAAUUAUAAAUUCCGUGAGCUCCUUCCCACCGCACCCUCAGACCAUUGAAUCAGCAGCUCCUGCAGCUUCCUCUGCUACUAAAGAAUUAGAUGACUUAAUGGCAUCAUUGUCUGAUUUUAAGCAUACUCAGCCAAACAAGACACCUGAAACACAGUACGCUAAGCCGCAUAAGGUGAGCCGAUCACCAACCGGCAGCAACAAGGGUGUAGAUCAGUUGGAUUCUAUGCUCGGUACUCUACAAUCUGACAUGAGCAAACAAGGAGUUAACACAAGCCCUAAAGGUCAUUGCACUGCAUGCAAUAAGCCCAUAGUUGGCCAGGUUGUCACAGCUUUAGGCAAAACUUGGCACAAAGAACACUUUGUGUGUGGACAUUGCCACCAGGAGCUUGGAACAAAGAACUUUUUUGAGCGAGAUGGUGUACCUUAUUGUGAAACAGAUUAUCACAACAUAUUUUCUCCAAAGUGUGCUUAUUGUAAUGCUGCUAUAUUGGGAAAAUGUAUCACAGCGUUAGAAAAGACGUGGCACCCAGAACAUUUCUUCUGUACUCAGUGUGGUAAGCAGUUUGGAGAAGAAGGCUUCCAUGAAAAGGAUGGUAAACCAUAUUGCCGUGACGAUUAUUUGGAGAUGUUUGCACUGAAAUGUGCUGGAUGCAAUCGUCCUAUCACAGAAAAUUAUAUUUCUGCUAUGAAUAGCCAAUGGCAUCCUGGUUGUUUUGCAUGUCGGGAUUGCCGCCAGCCUUUCAAUGGUGGAAGUUUCUUCGAUCUUGAUGGUCAACCUUAUUGUGAGCUUCAUUACCAUGCUAAGCGAGGAUCCUUGUGUGCUGGAUGUCAUAAACCCAUCAGCGGUCGUUGUGUCACUGCCAUGUCCCGAAAGUUUCACCCUGAACAUUUUGUCUGCUCUUUUUGUUUGAAACAGCUUAACAAAGGCACAUUCAAAGAACAGAAUGACAAGCCUUAUUGUCACCCUUGUUUUGAAAAGCUUUUUGCUUGAGGACCUAUGCUAUUACUUUUUGUUUCUCCUUCAGCCAAUAGCCAGCUUUCUGCCUGGGAACUCUGUUACAACUUCAGUGUUUUAUAAGACUGUGCUUUUAGUGACGCUCAAAAAUCUAUAUAUAUAUACAAGGUUGUGUCAUAUAUUUUUAUUUUCUGCUGGGUUUUCAAUUAUCACUAGUGGAUUUAUUUUGUCCUGUCUACUGUUAUAAUGAAUUUAAUAAAAGUUGGAAUGUAAGACAUCUGAGACUUCUUUAAACAAUGCUGGAAGUUCAGCUAGUGUGAAAUGCUUCAUCAUUCAUUGUGUCACAAGACAUUGUUUAUAUAAACUUUUUUCUUAGCAUUUCUAUUCAGAAUAUUAGGUGCGUUUUUGUAUUAUAUAAGAUUGUGAUUUCGUACAGAAAAUAAGUAGAUUUUUUAUGUAUAAUUACUGUGAGUGCCAUUUAAAGUGAUCAUGUUCUGUAAGUUAGAUUAAUAAUAAAUAACUGAUAACUCAAGUAUAGAGCACUGUGUGAUAUUUUUAAGUAAUGUAAAAAUUUAUUUAUUCAGUGCCUUUAAUAAGGUUAAAUGUAUCUAAUCACAUUAAUGCAUUAACACCAAUAUUUUAUUAAGGAUUGACAUUUUUGCUGUAGUUCUUUUUUACCUGUUCAGUCCUGGUAUUUACAAAAGACUUAUACAAUGCUCAUUUAAAUUUCCAUUUUUUAAGUUAGACUAAAAAUAGCUUCUUAAUUAUAAGUGUACACUCUUUUUUAUGUAACCUUAAAUAGAAGUAAACUCAUUUUGAUGCUUUUUGUUAUUUUAGUAUCUUCACUGAUUGUCAUCAGAAUUACUGUAAAAACUAUUUAUUGGAAAAUUUUCUAAAAAUAUAUGUUGAAAAAAAAUUCCGCUUAAUUGGCUAUAUUUUGGCCUAAAAGAUAAUCCAAGUAAUGGUAGUGUUAAAUAAGAUAAUUCAAUUAAAAUAGCAAUUUUCAAGUGAAAUGCUUUUAAGCUUCCUUGUGAUCACUUUAAGUGUCUGAGAAGAAAGCAGUGAUUACAAUAAUCAGCAGCCCUGUACCUGAACAUAAAAUAAAUGUAUUGUUGGAACUUUUAAUGGUAUUAAUAAAAAGGGCUAUAGUAUGUUUAAAGUAGUGCAAACCUGUAUGAUAAACUGCACGUAAAUAAUAUUUUCAUAUAUCUGUAUAUAUUUAAAUUGUGCUUCUUUUUGCCGUAAAUUCAGUUCUCUAUAAAAUAUAAUAAUUGAGUUGUUUUAAUAUAGUGCCAUACUUCUCCUUUCGAGAUAUUAUAUUUUUUAUUUUUCAAAACAUUAAAAAAUAUUGCUAAAUUAGUGCAAGGAAAAAUUUAAUACAUUUUAAUAAUGUAGGAAUUAAAUAUUAUUUUCAAAUAUUUAUGUAACAAAAUUAUUGUAAUUUAAGCUAAAAUUUUAAGACUGUUAUCAUGUUUAUAAGAAUUUGUUUAGAAAUUUUUAAUUGCAUGCAUUCCACUUAAAUCUAGAAUGUAUCUUUUUCAUUGUUCUUUUACAUUUUCUAUGAAAUAAAGAUGUUAGACGGUAUCCUAAAAAAUAAGUCGGCUUUGUUUUCAGUGAUUAUGAGCAUUCAUUACUUUGCUAAAUUUAAAUAACAGCACAAGAGAAUUUUGCAUAUGCUUGUCCAGAGUAAUCUUAAUUUGUGCAAGUUAAUUGUUUUAGUACAUUCGUAUGAUUUGAAAAAGUGUAUCAUACUUUUGUCCUGUAUCUUUGUAAUAUUAAAAUAUUUGCUGUAAAAUAUACUUCAUGGAAAGUAUGUAAAUUUUCUUAUAAAGCAAGUAAAAGUAUCAUUUAUCAUGUUUCUUAUGAAGUCAAGAUUUGUUAGAGAAUGCUGUUAUUAAUCAGAAAAAUCGUAUUGUUCCUAUCUUACAAUGGCAGCUUAGUUUAUUAUUUAAAUGCACCAGUCUUAAGUUGUUUUUUAAUUGUCUGAUUUAUUAUAUGUAUGUUCAUAUAUAUAUAUCAACUUAUGUAAAAUGUUGGUGUUUAGCUUCCUUUACAAUAUAUAAAAGUUAUAUUAACAAAACUGCUUUUGCUAUAUAUACAUUUAAUUGUUGUUACACUUUCUUGUUUAGUAUAAUUAUUUCACUUGUAAUAUUUUACUUGUAUUUUCUUUUGAUUUUCAUACAAAAAUAAUCAUCUUGUUGAUUUAAUGGUAAAGUUCUAAAUUAGUAACAUUUAUGUUUACCACUUAAUAAUUUAAUUCAAUUUAAUUUUUCAUUUUAAUUAAAAUAUAAAUUGAGAAAUUACAAGAAUCUAAGAGUCAACCAACAGGAAUCAUUAUUAAAAUGUUAUUAGUUUUGUAAUUUUUCACUUAUUUACUUUGUGCCUGUUUUUAUCAAUAGAAAGUUUUUCAUUUUUCAUCUUGCUAUUGGAGUUUCAUUGAUUUUAUAGUAUGUCAUGAUCUGUCAGAAUCUCCUGAUCUUGUUUUUCAUGUACAUUUUAGAUUUUAAAUGAAGGAUACACAUUAAGAAGUAAUGUAUUCAGUUAUUAUGUAGUAUAAUAAUGUUUUGUCAAUUUUUGUAGUUGUUGAAGUGUAUUAAAAGUGUGAAUUUCUGGGGAAGGUGUAUUAUGCUGACAAUCAAAAUUUUCAGUGUUUGUUUUACUAGGAUGUGCUAUUAAAAAGCAAAUUUUGUAAAUAAUUUUUGUUUUACCCAGAAAUAAUGAAUGCUAAAUGUAUUCAGACAAAGGCAAAAAACUAUGCAAAAAGAAACAAAUUUUUCACGAGCUGAUAUUUAGCAUGGUGUAUAAUUUUAUGUAUAUAAAACUAUUUUAUUUCUUAACACGUUUAUCUUUAUAAACGUCCUUUUGUUUCCCUUUAAUCAAAAAUAAAUUUUUCAGUGCCAUUUAAUAAGGAAAGAACAAAAUUGUUUUCUAUCCCCUAUUUAUUUACAUUAAAUUUAUAUAUGCUUAUUUCUAUUAUAGAUUUUAUGUACAAAGGGAAGUUUAUUUUAGGAAUAAAAUUUAUUCUGUGUUGAUAUAUAAAUAGAAAGUAUUUCAUUUAAUAUGGAAAAGCCAUAUUUUUAACAAUUACUAGAUCUAGGAUGAAUUUAAUGCAGUUAUGUUGUUACAAAAUACCAUCAUGCAUAUUCAUGACUUUUUGUAGCAGUGAACAACCUGUUGCUUUGAUGAUGGUUGUUUUUAUUCUUGUUGAUCUCUUUUAAUGAAAUGUACUUUAACAAUAAAGAAAUUUCUUGUUUC
Stegodyphus dumicola is the source of this 5008-nucleotide messenger RNA. Its product is annotated as leupaxin-like. NCBI's taxonomy places the organism in Eukaryota, Metazoa, Arthropoda, Arachnida, Araneae, Eresidae. The record is from RefSeq and is a predicted model, not a curated record.